This is a messenger RNA of Acytostelium subglobosum LB1, 2265 nucleotides long. RefSeq lists its product as hypothetical. The record is from RefSeq and is a predicted model, not a curated record. The coding region runs from base 1 to 2265 and encodes 754 amino acids. The transcript is spliced from 5 exons. NCBI's taxonomy places the organism in Eukaryota, Evosea, Eumycetozoa, Acytosteliales, Acytosteliaceae. Gene Ontology annotation, cellular component: plasma membrane. Gene Ontology annotation, molecular function: calcium-activated cation channel activity.
AUGAAUUAUUAUUUAUUAUAUAGUUUAAAUGAUAUAAAUAAUAAUGGAAGUGGAGAACAUAAUAAUACAUCAUCAGUGGAGAAGGCGAAUUUGACAGCAGGUUGGAAAGGAUUUGCGUCAAACUUGAUAACAAACUUGGUGAUAGCAUCAGUGCUAUUCACCGUGUUCUUCAUACUUCGAGUGUCCUACAGGAACUUCUUCAACGCACGAUUGAUAAAGAGCAAUGGUGCACACUCACCUCUGGUGGUCAACGCCAUCGAAUGGAUCAAAUACACCUUCUACUUCCCCCUCGAGUCGAUAUUCGAGUCACGUGGAAUCGAUGCCUACAUGCAUCUCCAAUUCCUACUACUAUGUAUCCAACUGCUCACAGUAUUCCUUGUGUUUGGUAUUGGUGUGCUAUUGCCCAUCAACUACACUAGUAUAAACACCAGUCUAAAUGGCACUGGAAUAGACAUCAACACAUUGGACUCUGUCUCCAUUGCCUCAGUGCCCGAAGGUUCUGAUCGUCUAUGGGCGCACUCCAUCUCCAUACCACUCUUUACCGGAGUAGCAUUCUUUCUCUUCCGCAGGACAUAUAAGAUUUACUUGGAGAAGAGAUUGCGAUGGAUGACCAAACAUCAUGAGAGGAAUUAUACAGUAUUGGUCAGAGAGAUGAAUAAGGAGAUAAAGAGUGAAGAGCAUAUGUUGACAUUUUUCCAACACUUCUUCUCGGGAGAUGAGAUAUUGGCUUGCCACAUGGUAUACAAGGAGCCGGUGCUAAGGAAGCUUUGGUCAAAACACAGACGAGCACAACGUAAAUUGGACUUGGUACUCAGCGAGAUUGAAACCAAGGGCACCAAACCAAUGCGUGCCAAGGGCUUCCGGCCGGGAAGAUGUGGCGGCGAGGUGGAGGACAGACGCGAGUACUACGAGAAGAAGUUGAUCGACAUUGAUAUCAAGCUGAAGGAGGCACAGAUCGAGGCCAAACUCCCCCAGGAAAGGGAGGGUGCACCAAUGGAGUUUAAGUUGUCCAAUCUUACAAAGGACAAUAUACGCAAAUGGGCACAAUACUCUAUCAAUGCUGGAUUCAUCACUUUCAAGCGAAUGUCAGACGCAUCGAUCUGCGCCACCAGUCUCUACUCUGAGAUAACAAACCGAUUUGUUAUCACACCUGCUCCAGAACUAAAGAACAUCAGAUGGAAGAACCUAACAGUGCCAAGAAGAGAGAGGACCAUCAGGCGUACAAUCAUCUCUGUAGUAUUCUUUGUAUUGUUCUGUUUCUACAUGAUACCAGUUGCAGCAAUCAGUGCAUUGUCAAAGUUGGAGAACUUGGCAAAGAUACCUGUACUCAAUUUCUUGGUGGACUUGGUCGAGAUGAAUGAUGCUCUUAAGGGCUUUGUUCAGGGAUACCUUCCAUCAUUGGCUUUGGUCGCAUUCAUGGGUCUACUACCACUGUUUAUCAAACUGUUGAUUCGAAUCAAUAAGGAGGACACAAGGACAACAUACUACCACAAGGUGUUCACAACAUAUUGGGCAUUCCUCGUCAUCAAUGUAUUCAUUGUUGUCACUAUCUCAGGCUCAGUGCUCACCAUUCUCUUUAGAAUCAUUGAACAUAUGACGCUCAAGGAGGUUGUCACAUUGUUUGGAUCAUCACUGCCCACUCAAUCAUCAUUCUUUAUCAACUACAUUCUCGUCCAAUCACUCACCUCAGUACCACUGGAUCUGCUGCGUCCAUUCGAAUUAAUCGGCGCAGUCAUCAGAGCUUCAAGAGUCUCAUCACCCGGUGACAAAGUAGACGCUGUCACAAAGAAGGAUCCAACCGAUAUCACAUGCAUCAAGUACUCAAGAGAGUUACUCAUCUUAGUGAUCACAGUGUCAUAUAGUACAUUGUCACCCUUUAUCAUUCCAUUUGGAAUGCUAUACUUCUUCUUGGACUAUUAUGUAUCAAAGUACAAUCAUAUCUAUUCAUAUUGUCCAAAGUACCAAACAGGUGGAUUGAUGUGGCCAUUGGUAUUCAAUCGUCUAUGUGUCGGCUUGGCAAUCUAUCAGAUAACAGCCAUUGGAACUUUCUUACUCAAAGUCUUCAUACCUGGCAUUAUAAUCAGUUUCCCAAUGCCACUGAUCACUCUAUUCUAUUGGUGGAGAACCAUAGAGAAGUACAAGAAGCCCACCGAUGUUCUUCCACUAUCGCUCUCACCUGAGGGUGAUUACGUUGGCGAUGACUUCAUCAAAACAUACGAGGAUCCAGUACUUAGCGUAAAUAAUUUUGAUUCGUCAGAGGUUUAG